This is a messenger RNA of Vigna angularis (adzuki bean), 694 nucleotides long. Its product is annotated as transcription factor MYB114. Gene Ontology annotation, biological process: cell differentiation. The coding region runs from base 47 to 643 and encodes 198 amino acids. The transcript is spliced from 3 exons. The record is from RefSeq and is a predicted model, not a curated record. Gene Ontology annotation, cellular component: nucleus. Lineage: Eukaryota; Viridiplantae; Streptophyta; Magnoliopsida; Fabales; Fabaceae. Gene Ontology annotation, molecular function: transcription cis-regulatory region binding.
AGCCCAUGUUUAUUCCCUCAACAACACAAAAACAUUAUCUAUUCUGAUGGCACCAAGGAUCAAUGAUGCCACACCCAACAGAUCACCGAUGAACAGAGGUUCAUGGACCCCAGAGGAAGACAGAAAGCUUGCCCAAUGCAUUCAAUUUCAUGGUGCAAAGAGGUGGAAGACUAUUGCAGUUAAAUCAGGUUUGAAUAGAUGUGGGAAGAGUUGCAGGCUGAGAUGGCUAAACUAUCUGAGACCUAAUAUCAAGAGGGGAAACAUAUCAGAUGAAGAAGAAGAUUUGAUUCUUAGGCUUCACAGACUCUUGGGAAACAGGUGGUCUUUGAUAGCUGGUAGGCUUCCAGGACGAACAGACAAUGAAAUUAAGAAUUAUUGGAAUUCUCAUUUGUGCAAAAAAGUGAAUCAGAGAGAGGAGAGACCAGAAUCUUCAACAACACAUGAAAUUGUUGGCCAGAAUAAGAAUCCUGGGGACAACCUUGCACUGUCAGAGAACGAGGUUGCAACCAACGAAGUUGGUAACUUAGAUGUUAGUUUCAACAUUGAUGAGUUUUUCAACUUCUCUGAGGAAUCCUGUGGGUUAGAUUGGCUGAACAAGUACUUAGAACUUGACCACAUUCCUCAAACCACAGAAAACUCUUAAUUGACAGUUUUUAUUAGAGCAUUUCCAAUUAACAACUCCAUUUUAAAUUUC